This is a messenger RNA of Ictalurus furcatus (blue catfish), 5443 nucleotides long. It is a transcript of the gene b4galnt4b, whose product is annotated as beta-1,4-N-acetyl-galactosaminyl transferase 4b. Lineage: Eukaryota; Metazoa; Chordata; Actinopteri; Siluriformes; Ictaluridae. The record is from RefSeq and is a predicted model, not a curated record. The transcript is spliced from 22 exons. Gene Ontology annotation, molecular function: acetylgalactosaminyltransferase activity. Gene Ontology annotation, cellular component: Golgi cisterna membrane. The coding region runs from base 828 to 4286 and encodes 1152 amino acids.
GUGUGCACGCGCGCGCGCGCGCUCAUGUGCAUUGGCCUAGCUGCGUGUGCGCGCGAGUGUGUCUGUGUCUAUGGUGGAUCUGGAGGUGGCGCGCGCAAAAGCAGCGCGAGCGUUUCAGAGUGCUUGCGAUGAUGCUGGCUCGUUUCUCCAUCACCGCGCGCACAUAGGCUUUUUACGUGGAUUACGUUGGAAUUUUGCGCUACGUGUGAUUUGGAGAUUAAAGAGAACAAAGAGCGGUUCGGUGCGGAGAGAGAGGGAGAGAGAGAGAGAGAGAGGUUCACGCGUACGGGACACCACGAACGGAGAGAGUUCCAGGUUCCGUUAGUACGAGACCUGAUCGGAUCCGUGAUAGGAUAGCAUGAGACAAAUACCAAACCAGUUCAGAAGUUAAUGCAUGUGGAUGCAUUUCAAAGCGAGCAUGUCAGAGAGGCAGGAUUAGGACAAUAAGCAAUUGAACAGAUCUUUUUUUCUUCUUCUGCCCAAAUCUGUUUGGACUUGAUCUUCAGAGCUGAACUUUACACACUGACCAUGCAAAGUUUGCAGUGUGCUGGUCCCGUGUCAUAUUUACUCACAAUCUGCAUUUCACAGCACAAGAACCUGGAGCUGAACAUCGAAAGAUACAUCUGCCAUCUGUAGCAGGUGACUAUGCUUUCAUCUCCAUCAACAAUUUGCCUCCAUCACAGCAUCAGCACCUUCAACACUGACUCUGGCUCAAGCAACAUGAAAACAUCACAUCCAGACAUUCAUCAAUGUACCAGAGCAGUAAAAAGCAGUCGUCAAUCCCCUCCUGAAUUCUCCAUUGAGCUUGACAUGCUACUGUGAGGAGGAUGCGCUUCCCUCUGAAGAAAAUACGCAAGCAGUUCAAGCUCCUCCUGCUCCUCGUGCUGCUCACGUUUGCCAUUGGCUUCACCUACCUGCAUGUCAUCCAGGGCAGGGCCAUCAAACUCCACUCCAGCUAUGGCAAAGAUAUGGAGAGGCAAACAGAAGGCUUGGGUUCUGGCCAGAAAAAGCUGCCUCAUUCUUCCUCAAGUCACCCAGAAGACUCCAGUGACAGCGCAGAUGAGACAAAACACGGGCACGGGGGUGACGAGUUCGGUGAAUCUGAACAGGAAAAAUAUGGCAAGCCAGAGAUCCAAAAACUUCUCAGCCAGAAGCUCCUCAAGUUGCCAUGGAAACCAGAGUAUAAAGGCCAAGCCAACCUGCACGUGUUUGAGGACUGGUGUGGCUCAUCAGUUUCUCAGCUCAGGAAGAACCUGCACUUUCCUUUGUACCCACAUGCCAGAACCACAGUGAAGAAACUGGCUGUGGUUCCGAAGUGGAAGAAUUACGGCCUCCGCAUCUUUGGCUUUAUUCAUCCAUAUAAAGACGGAGAUUUCCAGUUUGCCAUAUCCUCUGAUGAUAACUCUGAGCUGUGGCUGAGCUCGGAUGAAAAUCCGCUCAAUGCCAAACUCCUGGCGUACGUGGGGCUGCAUGGCUCUGAGUGGACGGCUCCUGGUGAAUUCAGCAAGUUCAGGUCCCAGACCUCAAAGUCUGUACACUUGAUGACUUCUAGGCGGUACUACUUUGAGAUUUUACACAAGCAGGAUGACAAGGGCUCAGACCAUGUGGAGGUUGGGUGGAGGCCAUUUUUGCCUGGCUUGAAGUAUGAUGUCAUCGACUCAGCCUACAUCUCUCUGUAUACUGACGAGUCCAGCCUGAAGAUGAACAGUGUGAAACACAUCCCUCAGACCUUGGCCAGCCACACACACACUCUGCAGGAGGUCCACAGUUCACACACACAUGCUGCAGACAUGCUCAGGCCAGACCCACGCGACACAUUCUACAAAAUCCCCAUGAUGGAUCAGUCCAGGCUGGAGAAGGUGCUGCCAUCUUGUGUUUACUCUCCUACCUACGUAGUGAGAGAUUUCCCCAUCGCACGCUACCAGGGCCUACAGUUUGUGUAUCUGUCCUACGUCUAUCCAAAUGAUUUCACCAGACUCACUCAUAUGGAAAGAGAGAACAAAUGUUUCUACAGGGAAUCUCCAGUAUACCUGGAAAAGUUUGGCUUCUAUAAAUACAUGAAGAUGGAUGAAGAGAAUGAUGACAGGCCUCUUUUCUUUCCAAAUCCUGAUGAUUUCCUAGAAGAAGAAGAGGGUGUAGAUCUAGAGGAAGACUCAAGAGUCAACUCUAACCACCAUCCAGUCAGGAGGACAAUUAACACCAGCAUGUCUGAUCAGCUCUCAAGUGCUUCAUUUAGCACAAUCUCCAGUAAGGACCAAACAGGCAGAAAUUCAAAAGGUCACAUUUUAACCCAAGAGCACUUAUACUCACAUUUCAAAAUGAAGCAAACCAGAAGGAGGAUUAAAGGAGAAGACCAUGGGAGAGAUGAUGGCUACCAUAAACACACUCCACAGGAAGAUCAACAGAGCAGAAUAGAAGAAGAGAGGCAGCUGAGGCAGCAUAGAAGCAUUAUAGAGGAAGACCAUGAGACUCUCACAGACCAUAGAGAAAGUAUGGAAGAAGGAGACAAUGCCACAAUGCAAAUCCAUGGACGCCGUUCUUUAAAGUGGGUUCCACUAAGCUCUAUGCAGCGAAGCAACAAGAUCAUUCCUCUAAGGCUGAGCAAAACAUUCAAGAAUUCCCAGCGAUCCCCGCUAUAUACAUUGGCAAGUCACAUUCUGAGCAAUGGGGCUCAUCCUGCAUCUAAAGAGAAAGCGGUUAAGUCAAGCAAAAUCUACGUCACUAAACCUCAACCACCAAAAAGUACGCCAAAGCCGCCGAUGGAGAUCUUCCCUGGGGUCUUUUUGUACCAAACCGCAAGUGGAAAAAAGCUUGUGGAUUUCAGUUCGAGGUGGAAAUUCAUGAAAAGGCAUGAUUCCUGGCCAAUGUCAGACCAUAAAUCACCCACACAGCAAUUGAAGCACAGCUCCCUGAGUGAAGUGAAGGAUUUUCGAUCAUCCUCUAUAACAGACCUGCCUCCAUCAAGCUCAGAACUUACCGGGACAAACUCGUCUGACAGAAGGCAACCCGUAGAGAUCAGGACCACCAAAGCUUCAGAGAUGGUGGAGGAAUCGCAGCAGACGGAGGUUGCUGAGCUUAAAGAUGGCGCCACGUCUGAAUACAGCUACGAGGACGACGAGUCACGAAACGGCUGGACUGAGGAGGCCAUCAACUGGCAGCGUACGUUCAGCGUGAACCCGGUGGACUUUGAGCUUCUCAGGUCUGACUGGAAUGACCUGAGGUGCAACGUGUCUGGAAAUCUGCAGCUGGCUGAGAGCGAGGCACUGGAGGUGAUCUCGCAGUACGUAGAACGGAUAAACAAGUGCAAUGGCGGCAUCUACUCCCUCCUCCGUAUUGUUAAUGUUGAGAAGCGCAGAGAUCCAGCACGGGGAAGCCGUUAUUUAGUGGAGCUGGAGCUGAUGGAGGCAGGGGAAAGAGUGGUGCGCCUGUCCGAGUACAUCUACUUCCUUCACCAGCGCAGCCGCCAUGAAGAAAUUGUAGAGAGCAGGGAGGUCAUCACUCCUUCUGCCCCAACUGUGUCAUCUAAAUCACCAACUAGCAGCAGCUCCAGUGCACAGUCUCGGUCCUCCACAUCCUGGAGAGGCCACUGGCCAAAGCCACUGCUCUGUCAGCCUAGCAUGCUAGAGUGGAGGCAUGACAUCAUGGUGCACAUUGUGGUUCCAGUGAAGAACCAGGCACGGUGGGUUCAGCAGUUCAUCUCCGAUAUGGAACUCCUGCACCGAGAGACCAAGGAUGAGAACUUUAGCAUCAUCAUUGUGGACUUUGAAAGUGAAGACAUGGAUGUGGAGCAGGCCUUGAAGCAGAGCACAGUUCCCAGGUAUGAAUAUCUGAGACGUGAAGGAAACUUCGAGAGAUCUUCUGGACUACAGAUGGGGGUGGACACCAUAGCAGACAGCCACAGUAUCGUCUUCCUGUGUGAUCUGCACAUUCACUUCCCGCUGAGCAUCCUGGAGAGCAUCAGGAAGCACUGUGUGGAGGGCAGACUCGCAUUCGCCCCCAUCGUCAUGAGGCUGGACUGCGGGAGCUCGCUGCUGGAGCCAGAUGGCUACUGGGAGGUCAAUGGAUUCGGCCUGUUUGGGAUUUAUAAAUCAGAUUUUGACAGGAUUGGGGGCAUGAACACUGAGGAAUUCAAGGACCGCUGGGGAGGAGAGGACUGGGAGUUCUUGGACCGGGUUCUGCAGAAUGGUUUGGAGGUUGAGAGACUGAGACUUCGGAACUUUUACCACUACUACCACUCCAAACGGGGCAUGUGGAAUACUCCUAUAAAGAAACCGAGUCAAGGCUAGCCAGCUGGGAUGCUGUGGUUGCCUGAGUUGGAUCAGAUGGGGCAGGUUUGAGCCCUUUGAGCUUUCCAGAAGCUGCCUGAAGAGUUCCAAUGCACAGCCUGUCUGCCUUAAACACACUGGGUCAGUUAACACAGAUGUCAUAGUGGAAUCCAGAAUGAAGUUACAAUGGUUAAAAUAUCAUGCGCUUUUAUAGUUCCAGAGAAUAACUAUAAAAAGUGCCAAACAUACAGAAGAAGCACAUAGCGGAACUUACUCAAGUUCUGGACAUUAUGAACAUGAUUUGUUUUUUUUUGGAGGAGUGAGAGUGCUCAGGUAAUCUUAUGUUAAUAUGAUGUUUCCAUUAAUGGAUUGAUGUGUUCACAAAUUUUUUGGGAGGGUGAAUGGUGCUUACUAACAGAGACUGUGUUUUAUCUUCACAAAUGGUGUCAACAAAAAUGGUGUCCAGUUUACUAUACUCUAUCUUCUAUCUCUUUCAUUAUUUCUUCCCAUAUUUCUGUCUCUACAAUCUCUCUCAUUCGCUUUCUCUCUCUCUCUCUCUCUCUCUCUCUCUCUCUCUCUCUCUCUUGGUCUCUGUAUUUCUUUCUCUGUCACCCCUCAAAAUUAGUGACUGAUUUUCCGUAGCACGCAGAUGAUGUUUGUACUGUAGAAAUUUGCCAAAAUGCUGAGCUGCUGCCCUUAAUUAGUCUGGAAUUUAUUGUUAAUGUAAAUUUCAACACAAGGAGGAUGUCUGAAAAGAAAAGCAAAUGUAGUUGUCACUGAUGCCAUAUUUAAAGGAUAAUUUCUGUGAAAUUGUAUGUAGAGUAUGUAAAGGAUGUACAUUUAUUUCCUAUUAUUUUAUUUUCUUAUUUUCAAGAAUAAAUGGAGGAGUAACUGGGUUUUUGUAGUGAUACCACAUCUCUCCACAAGAGAGUGUGUGUCCCAAACAAUGCAAACCGUAUAAUUGUAUUCUUUUUUUAUCCAUCCAUCCUCUGUACCGCUUGUCCUACACAGGGUUGCGGGGAGCCUGGAGCCCAUUCCAGGGGACUCGGGGCAUAAGGCGGGGGACAACCUGGACAGGGUGCCAAACUAUUACAGGGCACAAUCAUGCACACACACACCCUCACAAACCCAUUCAAACACUAUGGACAAUUUGGAGAUGCCAAUCAGCCUAAAUGCAU